CGUUGUUAUUCAUCAAAUUUAUCGAGUGUUUGAGGUAGAAUUCUGUCGUAAACAUGCUCGAAAAUCCUAUCUUCCUUUACCGUUUAUAAUCACAUAAACUCAAGAUUGUUCAUAAUACUCAAUGUCUGGCCUGAUAUCGGGUGGUUAUGUGAACAUUUCUGGUUGUGAUCRUCGAUAAACGACUCACGUGUAGUAGCGCAAUGUUCGGCCGUGGACUUGUAAACAAGCUCCCUGUAUUGAUAGUUCUGGUCGUAGUUGGCAUCCUAGAAUUGCAGAUCUUGAAGAUUUCAGAAAUCAAGAACCAGCCGAAGAGCCAAGGACCCAUUCAUGAAGACCAUAAGAAUCCAAUAGAAAGCAAAGACGUCAGAAAUACAGUUAGUGARGAUGACAAGGAUGUGGAUGAGUCUGAAACACUCACAGAAGGAGCCAAACCCAGUGCAAUGGUUGGAUUUGACGAUUAUUCMAUUGACGACAACGCAAUUAUCAUAUACAACAGGGUACCUAAAACAGCCAGUACCAGCUUCAUGGGCGUAGUCUACGAUCUGUGUGAACAGAACUCCUUUCAUUCCAUACAUCUAAAUAUCACCAAGAACCAGCAUGUUUUAUCUGUAGCAGAUCAGCUCAGACUUGCUAACAACAUUACUCGAUGGACAGACAGACUGCCAGCCUUAUACCAUGGUCACGUAGAAUACAUUAAUUUUCGAAAACUUGGCGUUUCUAAACGAAUUUUCUACAUCAAUAUUAUAAGAAAACCAUUAGAUAGAUUGGUGUCUUAUUACUACUUUUUGAGAUUUGGAGAUACGUUUAGACCUUAUAAAAGACGGUCACGACGAGGAGACAAAGAGACGUUUGACGAAUGUGUCCAAGAACAACAUAGAGAUUGUAAACCAGAAAGGCUUUGGCUACAGAUCCCAUUUUUCUGCGGUCACGCACCUCAAUGUCAAUCUCCUGGUAAUAGAUGGGCUCUUGAACAAGCAAAGCGGCACUUGAUUGAAGAUUAUUUGUUAGUCGGGCUGACUGAAGAACUAGCGGAUUUUGUAAUGGUGCUAGAAUCAGUCUUACCAAGAUUCUUUAAAGGAGCUACCAAAGUGUUUCUUGAAGGCAACAAAUCUCACUUACGCAAAACAGCAUCCAAGAAACCCCUGGAAGAAAGCACAAUUCUACAUUUCCAGCAGAACAAAAUAUGGAAAAUGGAAAAUGAGUUUUAUGAAUUCGCCAAAAAAGUUUUUUAUACUGAAAAGAAAAGAACUAUGCUACAGAGGAACAGAGACGUGGUGUCUUCUCCUGUGCAGUUUUUUUACGAAAAAAUUCGGCCCAAAAGUUAGCAGGGUUUAAGGGUUUAUAAAGGACAGUAAAUAUAACUAUUUGUAAAGAAACUAAAUACGACCUUCCAGCGCGAUUCGUAAUUUAGUACUUUCCUAGCGCUUCUCACUAUAAAUUCUUUAUUACUGCUAUUUUCAAAAACAUGAUAGCUGCGAGGUGCACGCUGAAAAUUUUCUUUUCUUUUUUUAUUCUUUGUUUUUCUUUUGUUUUUGUUUUU
Messenger RNA from Actinia tenebrosa (Australian red waratah sea anemone), 1540 nucleotides. RefSeq names its product heparan sulfate 2-O-sulfotransferase 1. NCBI's taxonomy places the organism in Eukaryota, Metazoa, Cnidaria, Anthozoa, Actiniaria, Actiniidae. The record is from RefSeq and is a predicted model, not a curated record. Gene Ontology annotation, cellular component: membrane. Gene Ontology annotation, molecular function: heparan sulfate 2-sulfotransferase activity.